Molecule: messenger RNA, 2218 nt
Organism: Drosophila novamexicana
Lineage: Eukaryota; Metazoa; Arthropoda; Insecta; Diptera; Drosophilidae
Exons: 9
Coding region: 91-2019 (642 amino acids)
Source: RefSeq, a predicted model, not a curated record
UCCAAAAAAACAAAAAACACUCAAAACUAAAUAAAACUACAUAUAACAAUAAAAAAUUACAAAUAAAUUCACAAUAAAUUUGGCAUAAAGAUGGCUAAACGAAUACGCGAUACAGAUGAAAAAUGUCAGCGCAAGAAAAAUAUGCGACUGCGUUUCAAGAAAUUGGUUCGUGCUGUCAUGUUGAAUCAGCAAUGGCUGGAUGAGCCCGAAGAGCAGGGCAUCGUCAUGAAUGCCAAAAAGAAUGUCGCUUUUCUCAUCAGGCAAAAGCGCAAGACUGGGCUUUUGACUGUUGCGGAGAAAGCCCUGCUUCGUACUCCACAUGCAUACCGCACUAUAGAGGAGCGUAAGAAGUUGUGCCUGAUUGUAUCUGGCUUGUCGUGCUUCAAUAAUAUACCGCCGAAACUGCGGGCCCGAUUGAUACCGGUUCUAAAGUUUGCCACUAUCGGAGGAGAUCGUGUGCUCAUCCGGCAAGGUGAUCAGCCGAUUUACGUGUAUUUCAUGAUCUCCGGCGAGGUCGAAAUGAAGAAAUCCAUCUACGACAAAAACACUAGAAAAAUCACAUUGGUGUCAGAGGCCAUUAUGGGUGCUGGAGAUAUCAUAGGCGAGGUUGAGCUCCUUGAGGACUGCACCAGAAUAAACACCUAUGUGGCACUAUCGCCCUGUGAAGUAUUGUCAAUAACCGACGAUGACUUUCGGAGUAUUUUGGGUCCUUACAUGAUAAAGCAAUGGCACGAAAAGAAAAUAGCUCUCAGAUCGCUAAACUAUUUCGAUUUUCUAACAGACGAACAGAUUGUGCGUGCUUGCAAUUACUGUCAGCUAGCACAAUACGAUCCGCUGCAGUCCAUAUACUCGGAGGACAGGGGCGCUGUUAGCUGUGUCCAUUUCAUUUUGAGCGGCGAAUGUGUUAUUUUACAGUGCCUCAAAAUGCUUCAAGUGGUCAAGGCGGAUGGCACCAGAACAUUCGAGCUGAUCAAUGUCAAGGAAACGGGACAGAAUCUCUUUGAGAAUCCCUCAAAAUCGAUGAGAGCACUGAGCACAUCAUUUAUUGAUUAUGGAAAUACGAAAGACAAAAUGUUGGUGGAUUCGGUUUUCAAUAUCAACGAUCUAUUGGCUUCUUCGUCGGAAUUCGAAGAUGAGGAGGCAUUGCAGCAGAAGAAAGCGAAGCGUAAAAUGGGACUUCGCGAAAUCGAGGCAGCGUGUGGUUUUAUUCGCAAUGAUAUGGCUGUGACUAUUAAAAAAAUGAAGCUUAAAUCGAUUGUUAGGCGAAGAACGACUGUGGUUCCAAGGCGAUUGACUACGUAUUAUCCGCGCCCGUAUGUGGACGAAAGUGAAUCAAUAGACGAAGAUACAUCGUUCAACUACAUAGAAGAAGAUUAUGUUGUGGAAGAAGAACGAACCGAUUCUGAAGCAGAAUUAAUGUCGAUACGAUCAACGAAAAUCUCAAGAGCUUCGAUCUCGAGAAGAAACACUGAUGCAUCAAGACGUUCCACAGUUGGCAAACCGCUUCCGAUCAUAAAACAAAGUCCUAAGACGAGCCGAAUUGCGGUUCGCAUCGAAACGGAAGAUUCUGUUGGGGUUAUUUCCGAUUCGGAAGACUUCUCAAGCUCGGGCUCUAGUCACGUCUUCGAGAUGGAGAAAGACAGUCAAAUAAUUCCCACGGAGACACGUUUCAUAGACGUGGGCUCCCUGACCUAUGGCGGUAUUUUCGGUCUGGGUGAGAAAAUGGCCCAUCGCGUUAUAAUGGCACGCACCGUGGUACAGUGCCUGCUAUUGCCACGCUACUGGCUGUUCGAGGAGGAACAGAAUCCGGGUCACAUCUGGAAGCGUCGCCGAUUUUAUCUGGAGGGCAGCAUACCCUCGCGCGAGGAGCUAUUCAAAGAUUUUAUAAAAACCCGUCGCUGGGAAAAUUUCAAGCGUGACUAUGUGCAAAGCACAUUGAAUCCAAAUAGCGUGAAUAGCACCCAGCCCGAAGAUAUACCGAUAAUAUGCCGCAUUGUUGAGACCAGAGAUGAUAUUUAGAAACGCGUGAAACAAGGGCCAUCUAAAUUAUAAUGUGUAGAACGAAAUAACAAAACAAGUAAAGAAAAAAACACAGAUAGUAUGUAUAUGAUAUGUUAACUAGGAAUAUACAUAUAUGUGUAUGGACAUGGAGUAUAUUAUAUAUGUACUAGCCCGAGGCUUUUGCCCGGGCAAAGCGUAUUUUAUGAACUAUUUUUUU